This is a messenger RNA of Rotaria sp. Silwood1, 1209 nucleotides long. NCBI's taxonomy places the organism in Eukaryota, Metazoa, Rotifera, Eurotatoria, Philodinida, Philodinidae. The record is from the annotation of a GenBank genome assembly.
AUGGCUGAUGAAGAAGAACUACGUGAUAAUUUGACUAUCAAAGAAGAUCCAUCACAUAAAACAAAGCCAGAUUCUGGAAUCAAAAUUAUUCGUCCGCUUAUGGAUACCAUAAUAACCAAAAAUGAUAAUGAUGUCACAUUUGAAUGUGAAUUAUCCAAAAAUGUUCAAGUUGAAUGGUUAUUUAAACAAGUACCAAUACAUACAUCUGAAAAAUAUACAAUUACAUCAUAUAAUUCUAUUCAUCAACUUCUUAUAUCAAAAGUUAAUUUCAAAGAUCAAGGUGAAUAUUCUAUUGGCAUCAAUAAUAAAAUUUUGUCAACUGCUCAACUCUUUGUUAAAGAAAAAGGAAUUAUAUUUCGUCGCGGAUUAAUUUCACAAACUGUUGAAGAAAGUUCAUCAGCAAAACCAUCAAAUGCUGAAUUUGAAUGUGAAUUUGAUUAUCCGAUUAAAAAAAUUAUGUGGUAUAAAAAACAAACUGGACCAUCAACUGGUUUAAGUGUUUCGUUAGCAAAUCUUACAGUUAGAAAUAGUUUUCCAUAUUUUGUUGUUCGAUUAACCAAUAACAAUGGAUUUAUUGAUGAAGAAAUCACUUUUUAUUGUCAAACAAGUGGCCCAUGUCAAGUAUUUUGGUUACAUCGAGAAAAACCAAUUAAUCAAAAUGAUUUAAAAUAUACUAUCGAAAAUAAGAAUUGUUCAACAGUUCAUACACUUCAAAUCAAUGACUUGGAUAAAGGUGAUGAAGGUGAAGUUUCAUGUUCGAUUAUUCAAAAUCCACAACAACUUACAAGAUGUCAAUUGCGAAUUGAUAUGGAAAAAGAUCCUCAAUAUGAAAAUGAUGAAAGCGAUGUUGAACAGGACUUCUAUGGAACCAGUCAAAGUACAAUUAAAACUAAUGGUGCGUCGGGAUGUUCCAUCAUCUUAUUGGACGCUAGUCUUAAUGGUAAACCAUAUUGUUACUUGAAUCAUCUAGCAACAACUGAUCUUAAGCUAUUCGUUGGUGGUGGUGCACAACAAGAAUGUGAUCUUAUUCGAGAAGCUUUAUCCUUUCUCAAAACAACAGAAUUCUCCCAAGAACUUAAUGAACUGUUUCCUGAUCGUGACGCCCGUUUCUUAUAUCGUCAACUUAAAAAAACAUCAGUGCUACAACCUGUUAGUUAUCUUAUUACCCAUGAGGAAGAAACACAAGGUAAGCAACUAAUUUAUUUAUAA